Kluyveromyces lactis is the source of this 381-nucleotide messenger RNA. RefSeq lists its product as uncharacterized. The transcript has a single exon. NCBI's taxonomy places the organism in Eukaryota, Fungi, Ascomycota, Saccharomycetes, Saccharomycetales, Saccharomycetaceae. Bases 1 to 381 code for a protein of 126 amino acids. The record is from RefSeq and is a predicted model, not a curated record.
AUGGACGUACCAAACAAUUAUCCGACCUUAUUCUGUUCUGAGCAGUAUAUUUUACCAAUCAACUCCAAUACUACUUUGGACGAUGCGAGAGGAUGUGGGCAUCUCUGGGGUGAGAAGCACAAAUGUAAAGGUUGGCCCUCAAAGUUUUUUGCUGUUGAUCCACCAAUUUAUGAGUAUGGCAACUAUGUAGGCAAGGCCGGAGCCGAAUAUUACAGUUGUGGAAGUGACUACACUCUGGAACAGACUGAAAACACGACUUUGCAGCAGUCAUGGCAAUGUGGAGUUUUCGAAGGAGCGAACGUCAAAGCAAAUUCAAGCCCCCCUAAGCUCAAAGCAUCUGUUUUUCUUUAUCUGCUUAUGUUAGUUGCAUAUAUUUUGUAG